Sorex fumeus (smoky shrew) is the source of this 691-nucleotide messenger RNA. It is a transcript of the gene BRD3OS, whose product is annotated as BRD3 opposite strand. Lineage: Eukaryota; Metazoa; Chordata; Mammalia; Eulipotyphla; Soricidae. The transcript has a single exon. The record is from RefSeq and is a predicted model, not a curated record. Bases 4 to 258 code for a protein of 84 amino acids.
GGCAUGGGCGGCCGCGCGCCGCUGGCCGAGCUGGCCCUGUCGGAGGCCCACGCGCGGCUGCGAUACCGGGACACGUCCCUGGCCGUGUGGCAGCAGCAGCAGCGGCAGCUGGAGGCGGGGCCGCCCGGGACCUACCUGAGCCGCAGCCGCAGCAUGUGGUACUCGCAGUACGGCAACGAGGCCAUCCUGGUCAGGGACAGGAGCAAGGGCCACGCGUCCAGGGACACGGGCCAGUCCAGGUUCUGCACCGUGAUGUGACUGCGGGGAGCGGCAGCGAGCCGGCCCGAGGCUCUCGCCCCCACCCAGCGCCGGGGAAGGGGCUGCUGGGGGCGCGCCGGGCACCCAAGCCCUGCUGGUUCUCCACACCACGCUGGUGCCCCCGCGCCAGCCUCCACCUGUGUGGCUGCAGGGUGGAGGCAGGCGAAGCCUCCAGGGUGGCUUCGGGGCCGAGGCCCGCGUGGCCGGGGCACCCAGGCAACCCCAGCCGAGGCCAGCGUAGCCCUGAGCACCCAGGCAACCCCAGCCGAGGCCAGCGUCGCCCGGGGCACCCAGGCAGUCACAGCCAAGUGCCCAAGGCCGCCCCCGGGCACGGUCUUGAUCUGCAGUGUCACCGGGCAGGCUUUGUCGCCUCACAGCUGUGAAGAUGGAUUGUCUCUCACCUGGGUUCCCUUUCCCAAAUAAACGCCCUCUG